AGUCCAGCGAUCGCAGAAAAGGAGAAGUCCAAACAACAGCCUCAGCAUCCGGUGGUUCUUCCCGGGGCAGGUAAGCUGCUGUCCGGCUUCAACAACAUUAUAGUGACCACAGAAACCGAGACGUGGUUGGAUCUUCCCUCUCCGAGCUUCCGGCGUUGUUCUUGCAGAGAUUUGAUCUCGAUUUCUCUGUCAGUAUGACCAGUUUAAAAGGGUUCCAGUCCCAGCUGACAUCCAUCAUGGAGGCGCUGACCCGUGCCGCGGUGGCGGAGAUUUGUGGGUUGGUGGAUGACGGCUACGCCGUCCUACAGCUUGAAAUCUCCCGAUGCCACAAGGAGAACGAGGCGCUGCGACAAAAGCUGGAGCUCAUCGAGUCGAUCAUCGCCCGGGGCAGCCGGAGGAUCGACGGUGGGACGAUGGUCUGUGGUGGGCCAGCGGAGGAUGGGGAGGGACUGGAGGAUGCAACAACCGAGUUCGUCUCAGCAGCAGAUCUGUCCUUUAAACAAACCAAAAACUCCGUCCUUCAAGGACUGGGACCAGCUCCUGUUUUAGAGGCGACUGCAGAGGAUUCUCUGACUGCUGCUGCAGAUAAGCGAAUCCAACCAGAUGAGGACGUCGUUGUGAUCAAAGUGGACAGAGAGGAGGAGAAAGAUGUCCACAGAUCUGAGGAGCAGCUGCUGAAAGGCAACGGAACGGAGGCGCUGCCUCCAGAACCGGACCUCCAUCAGGAGGGGCCGUCUGGGAUAAAGAUCUCUGACAUCCGGUCCUGGGAUCAGAGCAGUUCCUGCAGUGCCCAGGGGUCUCCGGGCCCCUCAGGGGCCGCAGAGAGCAGCUGUGCUGAGUUGGAUUUUGCUUCGGAGUCGGACAGCGGCGCUCCGUCUGCAGCAGAGAUGAGGAACAGCUUCCUCCUGAAACCAGGAGGGAGCCCGGCGUCUCUGCCUGGAAUCCCGGACCUGAAGCGAGGCUCUACCCUGAUUGGCUCCCUUCCCUGUGAUGUAGAGCUGGAUCCAGGCUCCUCCUGGAACAACCAGGGCCUCCCCAGCAUGGUGCCCCUCCCCCACCGUUCCGUGCUGCUGGCGCUCAGCGGAUCCAGACUGGACCCUCUGGAGCUCAGCAGGUUCUGCAGGGACCAGCGCUUCGCCUGCAACUAUUGCGGCAAAUGUUUCACGUCGUCGCGGAGCCUGGAGACGCACGUGCGUGUCCACACGGGCGAGCGGCCGUACAGCUGCGCCCAGUGCGGGAAGCGCUUCACGCAGUCGGGUCACCUGAAGACGCACCAGAGCGUGCACACGGGGGAGAGGCCAUUCCCCUGCGAGCAGUGCGGGAAACGGUUCGCAGCCAAGCAGAACUUGAGGAUCCAUCAGCAGAAACACCACGUGGCUCCGCUUUGACUCUGACAGACAGAACCCUGAACUGAGAGAAAACAGACCGGGUUACUGUGAGAGACGGACCGGAACCUCAAAGAACUGAUGCUUUUGAUCUUUUAUUUAUUGCUUUUAAGACGUUUGAGUGGAAAAGCUCGGUCAGACCCUCCAGACUUCUUCUAACUGCCUUUUUAUUCACUUUAUCUUAAUCUCAUAAGUAGAUUGACAUUCCAGUAGCAUCCUUCUUAUAUCCUUUAAAUUUGCAUGUGUGGUUCUGAAAUAUGGGGAGAGUCAGUACCUGGAAAACCAUUCAGAAAUUUAAGUUUCCUUUUUUUU
Messenger RNA from Cyprinodon tularosa, 1697 nucleotides. Its product is annotated as zinc finger protein with KRAB and SCAN domains 8-like. The record is from RefSeq and is a predicted model, not a curated record. The transcript has 4 exons. Bases 195 to 1388 code for a protein of 397 amino acids. Lineage: Eukaryota; Metazoa; Chordata; Actinopteri; Cyprinodontiformes; Cyprinodontidae. Gene Ontology annotation, cellular component: nucleus.